AUGGAGGUGGAGUCAAGCUCGAAUGUCAUCGGGGAAAGGAAUCGGUCGAAUGGACAUGGACAUGGACAUGGACAUGGACAUAGAUACCAGCAUCAGGAUGACGAUGGUAAGAUAGAAGUGGAAGAGGACAGAUGGUCGAAAGGAUCGGCAAAAACUUCUUCAACCACUCCACCUAGCUCCGCAUUUCAAUUUACAUUCCCUCCCAUACACUCAUCCACAACUACACCAGAUCGACGUCGUCAAGCGCCACCAACCAACAUACCUAAUUUCCCGGGACCUCACGAACCCAGAAAUUCACCACCGACCGUACCCUUCUCACCUUCUCCUACGCAGUCGCCGAUGGCAAGUUCACCAUUCCGCUCACCCGACCCUCCCCCUGCUGGACCGUCUGCACGUACACCGGGGUUCAAUCUCCCCCUCUCACAGCCUUACGUCACUCCUUCCGCAUCAGGCGUUAGCUCGCCAUGGCACUCUCUAGCCGCCACUUCAGGUGCACCGACACCGUCUCUGGAGGGAGGUCCUAAGGGACGAAGUAGCCCGCAUUUGGGAUAUCCAUUUGAACGUCUUAACAUCGGUGGAAGCUGGAGUGGAGCGAAUCUCUGGGGGGAAGGUGCACAAGGAAGAAGAGGAUCGGCAGACUCGACGACUGGCGGUGAACCAGGCUCAAGUCCCGGUAAAGCUCCAAUGCAGUUAUCAUCGCCGCCACCCAUGGUCUUGCCGCCACCUGGACCGGCCAGAGGUUUGAGUAAUGAGACUUUACUACGGUAUAAAGCUAUGGCAAGCUCCGGAUCAUCUUUGUCACCUGCGAUGGCAAAAGGUCCUAGUCAAGGUGAAUCUGGUUCAUCAUCAAGAGCUUCCUCUAGCGACUCCACCACGCCCCCCUCGCUGCCACCUGCUUUGGCCCGCAGGCGAGGCUCGAUACCCAAGACCAGCACUAGCGUUCCAUCUCUGCCCCUUCCGCCCUCCCGAGGGGGAAAGUCGCCUAGUCCGCUUGCAUCGAGCUCAACUACCUCGUCACCUGGAGUGGGCGGCAAAAGACUACAACCUAUAACAGCCAAAUCUCUCUUACCGCUCUUAUCCUCGCCAUCGACCCUUGUACUUGAUGUACGACCACCAUCUUCUUUUCAAUCCUCGCAUGUUCCUUCGUCCUACUCACUCCCGAUCCCAUCCACACUGCUUCGUAGACCAGCUUUCAACCUCGAAAAGCUGGUCCAGAUGUUACCGUCAGACACGACGGAAGCUGUUUUGCGAUGGCGGGAGAAGGGUGAUAUAGUGCUGAUCGAUGCAGAUAGCGGAUCAGUAUCCGAUGGAAGCGUUUUAGACGGAUUGUCUUCCAAGUUCGAGAGAGAAGGAUAUACGGGGCAUUUGUGGUUUGUAAAAGGCGGUCAUUCCGCUUUAUCGUCCCAACGAGAUCUCAGAUUGGUUGCUGAAGAUGACGCACCUGGAGCAGAAGGACAGGGAUCGAUCACUGCAUCUGCUGCAGAUGCAGGAGUGAAGAAGGGAAUGAUAGCUGGAACGCUAGGUACUUUAGCUUUUAGACAAGAAUCGACGGAAGGUCGGAGCAGACGCGCGCCACCUCCUACAGGUCUUUCGAUACCGCCUACACCAGGAUUCAAUUUCAAAUCUAACCCUUUCGGGAUCUCUCUACCUGGAUCUCAGACUUCUACAGCUACGGAGCGACCAUUGAUGACCGGACGCGAUCUGACGUUAAGUGGGAUGCCUUCACCCAAGAAAGCCAAAUUGCAACCUGCGAAUCCCUUCUUCGACAACAUCCGACAGAAUCUCGAACUUUCCCAUGGCGGUAUCACCGAGCGAAUCCCUUUGAACUUACCGGACCAAGUGAUGAACCGUAUUGAAGAUUUGCCCGACUUCUUACGUGACCUCGCUACCAUGCCAGAAAAGGACAGUAUGGACCAGUUGGCGAAGCAGUUCUAUGAUCUGGAAUUGAACGAGCAGAAGAGGUUACAAGCUGUUAUGGAAUGGCAUAGUAACGCAUCGGGAAUGCUGUUGAGUGAUAAAGCCGGGAAAGAAACUUGGGCGGAGAAAAGACAUCACGAUGCGGAAGAAGUACAGAGAUUGACAAAUUGGAAUGGAGAAGAAGCGACUUUACAAGACGAUUAUUUCCCAUUCUCCAUCACCGCUGGUGUGGAGAGGGGUACGAAGAACAGGUAUAAGAAUAUUUGGCCUUAUGAUUUUUCGCGAGUUCGAUUAGAACGACCACCAGAUGAAGAUUCAGAUUAUAUCAACGCUUCUUACGUCCAACCCCGAGGUACUUCCAGACGAUAUAUCGCUACUCAAGGACCACUCGAUGCGACCUACAAUGAUUUCUGGACUUUGGUGUGGGAACAAGGUGUACGCGUGAUUGUGAUGAUCACCAAGCAAUUCGAAGGAGGUUUGAUCAAGUGCGGUAAUUAUUGGGGAGAUAAGACGUAUGGUAAUCUACACCUUCAUAUGGUCUCCCAGACAGGAGGUGAAGAUCAAGUCCAACAACAAACAACAGGGUUCGAUUUUGGUCCUGCUGCUGUCACCCCACGGUCGACGUCUUUCCCUACUGGGAAAGAGCGAAAUAUCAAACGAGUGUUCAAGUUGGCGAAUCAUGACGAACCGGAUGAACCGCCAAGAACGAUCGUACAGAUCCAAUGUAUAGGUUGGCCAGAUUUCGAUGUUCCUGAAACACCGGAAACUCUCUUCAAUCUGAUCAAAGAUGUUGAUAAUGCUGUGGAAGGAUCGGAAACCGUUGGACGUGAUGAUCGACGUAACCAACCUCCCGUUCUGGUCCAUUGUUCCGCCGGUGUCGGUCGAACGGGGAGUUUCAUCGUUGUUGAUGCCAUUCUGGACGGUCUCAGAAGGGAAUUACGCGCUCGAAGAGGGACAUCCGUGCCUUCAUCUGGACAUCAACAAGAUACCGAGCGAUCACCAUUUGAUCCCUCGUUGGCUAAUCCAGUCAACUUUGGAAGCUCGGAUUCAGGUCAUAAGAGUCAGGAUUCUGGCAAAGCUGUAUCCUUCUUAUCUCCUCCGGUUAGCGGUACCGCCUUGAGUGAUUCGAGUCAACCGAUCUUGACGUCCUCGCCAUCCCCCUUGACGACCACUGUGACCGCUCCCACACCCCCGUUCCAACCACUCACGGCUGCUGCGUUGGCCGAGAACUCGUCAAAUCAGGCACAAGAGGAGAAGAUGGAAAUUGAUGCUCCUACGGAACCUCGAGGUCCACCGAGGGAUGAGAAAUUUUUCCAACAUCGAGGCAGUAUCUCGACCUCGACUCAUUUCUCCAGUGAGGCCGGUGGCGAUACUCGACGACCGAGUCUGGCUUCGACUAAGCACUCUUCCGAUAUGCUCCCUCCUGACGCGAUAUCUCGAAACAAUGGGAAAGAUGCCAAUGCUCCUAUGCCGAUCAUUCGAUCGGAUAUACGACAUCGAACACCCACACCUAUAAGCGAAAUUGAAGACCCCGUCGCAUCGGUGUUAGAAGGUAUGCGAGUCCAACGGAUGUCCCUUGUCCAAUCACUUCGACAGUAUCUGUUCGUCCAUCGAGCUAUUAUACAUAAUUAUCUGCACAUUUUGGACGAGGAGAAUGAAACACUCGGAACUCAAUCGAAAUCGCCUUCUGCCUCUGUGUCAGGUGGAAUGGGUAAGAUGGGUUUGACUCCUGCUAAAUCCAAUUCGACUUCCGGAAGUACAAGUACAAUUCCUAGUGUAGGUACGGUGGGCACGGAUGAGGAUAUGCACUCGAAGAGAAGAGCAUCUCCAACUGAACUCGAAAUCGAAUCGUUGUCUUCAAAAGGCGGAUUGGAUGAACAUGGAAAGAAUCUGACUAGGACCCUCGGAGAGAUUGAUUCGACAACAUCAAGUGGAUUAAGUAAAAGACCAAGUUUCAAGAAAAUGCGUCCUGCGGUAGAUUCAAUGAUAUCACCGACUGGUACAGGUAUUACUUCGACUUCCACCGAUUCUACGUCCUCGACUGCCUCUGGAGGAUCAUCAACAUCGACUUCGUCUACUUCCUCGCCACUUAGUCCGACGAAAAAAGGCAAUAGAUUGAGAAGCAAGAGUAAACUAGGUUUGCAGUUGGAUAUGGACAGUGGUAGUUUGCCAUUGAGUUUCGGUCCCACUGGAGAACAGGGACAGGGAUUUGAUAAAGAGAAAAACUUAGGAAAGUAG
Molecule: messenger RNA, 4155 nt
Organism: Kwoniella mangroviensis CBS 8507
Lineage: Eukaryota; Fungi; Basidiomycota; Tremellomycetes; Tremellales; Cryptococcaceae
Exons: 5
Coding region: 1-4155 (1384 amino acids)
Biological process (GO): protein dephosphorylation
Molecular function (GO): protein tyrosine phosphatase activity
Source: RefSeq, a predicted model, not a curated record